UCUGACGUAUAACACAAACAGGAAGUAGACGGCACUGUGAUUUCUGCUUUUAGCAAGACGGCUAGUGUGAAGGGAAACUGAAAUAACUGUUUGUUGGUUCCAGCAUUGAAUCGUCAUAAUGUCUCAAGAUCCUUGGAUACAGAACUAUGACGCCACAUGCCGCCUGGCUCAGGAGAUUGCUGAAAAUAUUCAUGAGCGCAACAGACAGCAGAGGACUGGAGGGAACACAGCCAAGAUUAACAUGACGCUGCGAGCGUCCUUACAGAAGCUGAAGCAGAACAUAACACAGCUGAGGGAGACUCUCAUCCGGGCCUCCUCCCAGCGCCGCAUUAUUCAGUCAGAAGCAGACAGAAGACAGAGCCUGCUGGACAGCCUAUUGACCAAGGAGAAGCAACUUCUGGCCACAUUCAAAGGAGAGAUCUCGGAGGCCGAGCCCGCCAGGACAACGCUGAUGUCCAGUGGGGGCGGGCAGGGCGGCGCGGUGAAUCCAUGGCUCGUCGACGAGACGGAAGAAACACGUGGUCUCAACUUUGGGGAGAUCAAACAGCAGCAGCAGCAGAUCAUCGAAGCCCAAGACGCAGGUCUGGAAGCCCUCUCGGCCGUCAUCAGCCGACAGAAGCAGAUGGGUCAGGAGAUCGGCAACGAGCUGGACGAACAGAACGAGAUCAUCGAUGACAUCACGAACCUGGUGGACAAGACCGACGGCAGGAUCCGCAACGAGACGCGGAGGGUUAAGCUGGUGGAGACCAAGUCGGCUUCCUGCGGUAUGAUGGUGGUGAUCGUGCUGCUGCUGAUCGCUAUCAUCGUGGUGGCCGUGUGGCCCAACUAACGAAGACCUCGACGGAAGACGACUGGAUGUCUUUUUUUAUACCGCCGCAACAUCAGCAAGGACAGCAGGAGCGUGGGCUUGUAUAGGUCGACUUGUGUACAGAGGCCCAGCCCUACUUUCCUCGUCUACUCCUCUCUACGUAUAAACUCGUUGCCCUUCGUUUGCCCUCCUUGUGAAAAUGAAGGAAAAGUGCCGCUGGCCAACCCUGAUGCCAAGGAGUGGGGGGGGGGGGG
This is a messenger RNA of Sardina pilchardus (European sardine), 1062 nucleotides long. RefSeq names its product syntaxin 8 (gene stx8). The transcript has 8 exons. Gene Ontology annotation, molecular function: SNARE binding; SNAP receptor activity. The coding region runs from base 119 to 829 and encodes 236 amino acids. Gene Ontology annotation, biological process: vesicle fusion; intracellular protein transport. NCBI's taxonomy places the organism in Eukaryota, Metazoa, Chordata, Actinopteri, Clupeiformes, Clupeidae. Gene Ontology annotation, cellular component: SNARE complex; membrane; endomembrane system. The record is from RefSeq and is a predicted model, not a curated record.